Messenger RNA from Clarias gariepinus (North African catfish), 1890 nucleotides. RefSeq lists its product as uncharacterized. The transcript has 5 exons. The record is from RefSeq and is a predicted model, not a curated record. Lineage: Eukaryota; Metazoa; Chordata; Actinopteri; Siluriformes; Clariidae. The coding region runs from base 215 to 1267 and encodes 350 amino acids.
UAACAGUAUUACAAGCCACCAACAGUAACUUACAACAACAUGCAACUCUUUGUACACGGAAGUGAAACACUUCCUCGAAAAAGAAACCUUAUGGUGAUUAAAGGAACGGCGCACCAUGGGUGUGGUGGACACACUGUAGUGAACUAUCUGUUAAACCGCACAUACACGUUGAUCAUUGCUACAGAAGAUUUACUAGAAUUUGUUUGCUGAAACCAUGGAAUCUACCACAGACACACCAAACAAAAGGAGGAAACCUCCUCCAAAUUUCCUUAUAGGUAAAGAAAGUAAUAAAGAAAGUUUAAUAUCAUGCAGUCACCUAUUAAUCCGCCACACAAUGGAGAUAACAAAAGGAAAUGACAGUCUCUUGGUUUACAUGAAAGAGAUGCUUCACAGCAUUUUCUUCCUUGCUUACAUUCACGACCGAUCCUUGACUCCCAGUGAGAUCCUCGAAAGUAAAGAACCACAGGAGACUCCCGGGAAACACAACACAACUAGUAAAUUACAUGAUUUGAUCUGGAAGAAGUUUCCUGAGCCUUUUGAACAGUACAAAACUAAUUUGCCAACUCGCACUCCCUUUUCCAUUCUGCUACACAUGAUGGAGAUACUUUAUCACACUGCAGAGGAAAUCAAAAAAGAGCUGCUGAUUCUGCUGAAAAAACUUAAAUUCCCAAAUCCGCUCCACAGGCCAGGUAGCAAAAAGGAGGAAUAUUACACACUGGAGUCGACUGUAAUCUGUGUGUGUUUUGAUUCAGGUUCCAGUUCAGACUCAACGCCAAAGAAGUAUUUUGGGGCAUCUCUUUCCUGCAGAAAACGCAACACAAAGAGAAUUAUGAUCGACGUGUCUUGUCUUAAAACAUGGGAUGAGUAUGUAUCUCAUGCAGUAAUGUCAUUUACUCCAGAAGGUGUUGCCAGAGAAUUGCCAUCUAGUAUAACAUUUCCCGAAUCAGUGGAAUGUCAGGCAUACAUUAGAGACUGGAAAAAGAAUGUUUAUAAAGAAAGACGUCCAUGUUUAAACUGUAAAAAGCUGUUCAAUUUAAAAGAUGCAGACCCAAAUAAAGUAGAUCAUCCCUACGGGAAUUGUGCUGAGACAGAGUGCUUAAGCAAACUACUUCUUAAUAACCAAUACACACGAAAGAACACACGGAUGGAAAAUCAUACAGAUUUAGAGACACUGAAAACAACAACGAAAGAACGCUUGACCAAGGAUCUCGCCGACGUUGGCAUUAACAUGAUUAUUGAGAACAUUCUAUUUUACAGUCCAAUGUAAAGAGGGCAUAAUGGAGAAUGACUGUUGUGUUUUUCUUAAGGAACAGCUUAUAUUACAUGCAUAUAAGGGAUUGCCUAAGGUAGACCUGUAUGCAUUAUGGAACACCUCCUGGUCUUUUAUACUUUUACCCAAUUGUUCAGUGCUCAAGUGAAAAAAUUGAAAAAGAUCAGCCUAAGCAAAAAAAUUUGGUAAGCCUUUAUCAAUGAAUUCUACAGACUCCUGCUCUUGGAAUGGAACCUAAUGUGGUCUUCUUCUGCUGUAAUUAAAAUACCUCAAGUUUUAGUGAGCUGUGCAUUUUGAGAUGCUUUUCUGUUUGCCAUGGUUGUAAAUAGUGAUUAUUUGAAUUACUGCAGUGUGCCUGUCACCUCAUACUACUGUACUGUACCUGUCACUGUUAACCUGGCUAGAUUACUGAAUGUUUUAUAAUUUUCUACACCAUUGUUUUUAAACUCUAGAGUCUUGUUCACUCACUCGUUCUCCAUAGCACUUAUCCUGUACAGGGUUGCAGAAGGUCUUUAGCCUAUCCCAGGGGACAUGGGUCACACAACUACACUGUAAAAAAUUAUUGUAAGGCUAUGUAAAUGAAACAAAAAAGGAUAUUUUUUUUACAAAUAAUAAUAAUA